AUGUACCGUGCUUGUUGUUGGGGCGGAUUAUUGGGCGCAGCGAACCCACUGAUAUGGCACCGUGGCCUGGCGGUGGAGUUGCUGGAUCAGCCGAAGGAGGUGGACGCGGUGGCCGGCGUCAGGCAACCCGUCUUCAGGCUCUCCCUGCGGCCGCUGCGCUGGCCGGGCGACCUGCUGGCGCUGCGCGCCGCGGGCCCGCGGGCCGGGCCCGAGCGCGUCCCCGGGCAGGAGCCGGGCGUCCUGGCCAGGCUGCUGCGGGGGGACGUCGUGCUUCUCCGCCACGGCAUCGACACCCGCGCCGACGGAUUCGGGCCCCUGGGCGGCGCGGAGCCCCCGCGCGGGAGCUGGCGGCAGUCGCGGCCCAAGGGCGCCAACCGUCUCGGGAUCGAGCGCAUUAUGGGCAGCGCCAGCGCAGAGCGCCGCGGCGCGACCGACAUCAUCGCCCAGGACGAGCGGGAGGUAGAUGGCGGAUCGCUGCGUCGGCGCCGUGCCAUGCCGCGACGGGGCGCCAUGGCCGCGCUCGGAGCUGCUGACGAGCAUGCGGACGUCGCCCAACCCCCGCCUGAAUGUCGGACCUCAGGCAUGCUCGCGGAGUGCAACGCCGACGUCUCCCAGGUCAGCCUCGCGGAGGCCGCGUCGAACCUGGCGGUUGGCGGCCAGUUCACUUGCUGGCAAGGGGCGCCCAGCGCCGCCUCAGCGCUGCCGCGAGCGGCGACAUACUGCAGGAGCCUGCAUGUCCGCGUCACGGGAACGUCUUUUCGAUCCACCGCGGCGGAUCGCCGCGCGGCGUCGGGCGCGGCCAUCGUCGAGGCGGCGCCCAGCUUGGACUGGGCUAUUCUACCGCGGGCGCCAACCAAGCGCAAUUCAGUCGACGCGCGCGCGAUGGACUCGGCCGGCCCGAGGGGCCCGGCGCGCCCAGUGAUCCGCGCCUGCGCCGAUCAGCUUGCCGAGUAG
Molecule: messenger RNA, 954 nt
Organism: Prorocentrum cordatum
Lineage: Eukaryota; Dinophyceae; Prorocentrales; Prorocentraceae
Source: the annotation of a GenBank genome assembly